AUGGCCGGUGAUGGGCCCCACAAUGUGGUAAUGAACAAUGGAACAAUGCGUAUGAACGUGGCAAAUGUGGAUUCACCGCUGCAGAUAUUUGUAAGGGCUAAAAAGAAGAUUAAUGACAUAUUUAUUGAGAUAGAUGAUUAUGUAAAAGAUGCAGUCACUUUUAUGCAUGCUGCUUCUGGAGACAAUGGUAUUGCAACUCCACAAGAUGUCGCCAAUGUCGAGGCAUAUGUUAAUAAAGUACAGGCGAUACGGGAAGUACUCAAGCGUGAUCACAUGAAGGUAGCAUUUUUUGGGAGAACUAGUAAUGGAAAGAGCACUGUCAUAAAUGCGAUGUUGCAUGAUAAGAUCUUGCCAAGUGGAAUUGGCCACACCACAAACUGUUUUCUACAAGUUGAAGGAUCUGACACAGAUGAAGCCUUUUUGAAAACUGAAGGCUCCGAAGAAAAACUAAAUGUUCAGUCUGUGAGCCAGUUAGGCCAUGCACUUUGUACGACGAGGCUCCAAGAAUCUUCUCUAGUCCAUAUCUAUUGGCCGCGUGAGCUCUGUGCGUUGUUGCGUGACGAUGUGGUGUUGGUCGAUAGUCCGGGAGUCGACGUUUCUCCAAACCUUGACGAGUGGAUCGACAAAUACUGUCUUGACGCGGAUGUGUUUGUACUUGUUGCAAACGCGGAAUCCACUCUUAUGUUAACUGAAAAGAACUUUUUCCACAAAGUAUCUACGAAAAUUUCGCAACCGAACAUAUUUAUUCUGAACAAUAGAUGGGAUGCUUCAGCUUCGGAACCAGACUAUUUGGACCAGGUAAGAAGUCAACACGCGAAUAGAUGUGUAGACUUCUUAUCCCGAGAGCUUCGCGUGUGCACCCCCAAAGAAGCCGAGGAGCGGAUAUUUUUUGUGUCUGCCAAAGAGGCGCUCCUCACUCGCAUGAAAGAGCGGGAGAAACCAGUUUCAUCGCCCAUUCUUGUGGAGGGUCACCAAGUCAGGUACUUCGAGUUUGUCGAUUUUGAGCGCAAAUUCGAGGAAUGCAUAAGCCAGAGCGCAGUUCAAACCAAGUUCGCGCAGCACUCGCGGCGCGGGAAAAAUAUUGCCACAGAUGUCAUGGCUGCGCUUGAGCAGAUCUACAACACGUCGUGCGACAUGAAAGCUUCUAAAGUGGAAAAACAGAGAAUAUUACAGGAACAACUGACGUCUAUUGAAGAGCAGCUCACGUCUAUCACGCGGCAAAUGAAGGACAAGAUUGGGAAAAUGGUCGAAAGCGUUGAACAUAAGGUGUCGCUGACGCUCAGCCAAGAGAUACGUCGUUUAUCAGCAUUGGUGGACGAAUAUGAUACUCCGUUUCGAACGGAACGAGCUGCGCUGGAGCAGUACAAACGCGCGCUUCACAGGCACGUGGAAGCCGGGCUCGGUUCCAGGCUGAAGAAGAGGCUCUCCUCGGAUAUUGGACACGAAAUGGACGAAGCACAAAAGGAAAUGGCCGAUCGAAUGUAUAACAUUCUGCCUGUGCAUAAGCGCGCGGCUGCCGCUAGUGUCAUCAUGCCCCAUCAGCAACCCUUCGAAGUCCUUUACCGUCUCAACUGCGACAACCUCUGCGCAGACUUCCAGGAGGAUCUAACUUUCCGGUUCUCAUAUGGAAUAACAGCUAUAAUACAGCGGUUUCAAGGGAAGAACACAAAUAAGAUUGCUCUCAAGAAUCCACCUCAAUACACACCGAUUCCUACCACGAUGGGCCCACCUGCGCCUAAUAUGGAGUUGACGAGAGUGGGCAACGGCGGGUCAGUCAUGGGUCCACUCAGUGCAGAAGAAUGGAGCAUGAUAUCAAAAUUCGCUCUCGGCGCUCUCACGUCGCAGGGCACCAUGGGUGGACUACUGCUCUCUGGAUUGCUUAUGAAAACCGUCGGUUGGCGCGUGGUUGUCGUUACGGGCCUCGUGUACGGCGCUCUGUACGCCUACGAGCGCUUGACGUGGACGGCCAAAGCGCAAGAGCGCGUCUUCAAGAAGCAAUACGUCACGCACGCAGGCAAGAAGCUGCGGCUCAUCGUGGACCUCACUUCAGCUAAUUGUAGCCAUCAAGUUCAGCAAGAGCUAUCGACAAUGUUUGCGCGACUGUGUCGCCUAAUAGACGAAGCGACGACGGAGAUGGACUCUGAACUGAUGGAGGUCCGCGAGGCUAUAAAAAUGCUGGAUGUGGCUUGCGGUAAGAGAAUGGUUCUGGAUGUGAUUUCCGGCUUGCAUUUCACUGUACAUCGAACACUGCUAGAGUUUUCAGCGUUACAUGAAGAGUUGUUUUUAUCAUAA
This is a messenger RNA of Leptosia nina, 2292 nucleotides long. The record is from the annotation of a GenBank genome assembly. NCBI's taxonomy places the organism in Eukaryota, Metazoa, Arthropoda, Insecta, Lepidoptera, Pieridae.